This is a messenger RNA of Caretta caretta (loggerhead turtle), 7463 nucleotides long. It is a transcript of the gene ESR2, whose product is annotated as estrogen receptor 2. The record is from RefSeq and is a predicted model, not a curated record. Gene Ontology annotation, cellular component: nucleus. Lineage: Eukaryota; Metazoa; Chordata; Testudines; Cheloniidae. Gene Ontology annotation, biological process: regulation of DNA-templated transcription; estrogen receptor signaling pathway; cellular response to estradiol stimulus. Gene Ontology annotation, molecular function: nuclear estrogen receptor activity; steroid binding; sequence-specific DNA binding.
GGGAUGAUUUAACUGGGAAUUGGUCCUGCUUCGAGCAGGGGGUUGGACUAGAUGACCUUCUGGGGUCCCUUCCAACCCUUAUAUUCUAUGAUUCUAUGAACAGUUUUCUGUGCCAUAGUUGGCAGAAGGAUUUAUAGUCCUACUUAGCCUUCCCAGAAGUAUUUUUGUAAUUUACAGCAGAUGGGAAAAAUGGACAUUAAGUUUAGAAAUGUUUUAGUUCAUUAUUAUACCACUAUUCCAAAUUCACCUACAUUCACCUGAAUUUCAGCUAAAAAUAAUUUGAAGGAUCUCUCAGUGGUUAGCACGACUAAAAAACUGACGAGGAAAGACAGGGGAUUCAGCACAUCAACUAAGUAGCAUCUGCUGGCGGGGUUCUUAUGAGGCCCCUAAAGACCUCCUCACUGUUUUGUAUCGUUCCCUUGUACUCCCCUUUGUGUCUGUCUUAAUCUGUUUGCUCUUGUUUUAUAUUCAAAUUGUAAGUUCUGAAGCAGCAAUUGUCUUUUUGUUCUGUGUUUGUACAGUGCCUAACAAAAUGGGGUCCUGGUCUGUGACUUGGGCUCUGAGGCUCUAUUACAAACAGAAACACGAAUGGAAAUGCUGCUGUUCCCUGUGUCAUUUUGGGUGAAUGUAGCCUUUCACUCUUAUUCAAAGAAUAUGUGAGCCAGGAAAGACUUUCCUGUCUGGAAUACUUUCCAUUUGUGUUAAUACUAACAGUAUUAUUACUGAUGUCCUUUGAAAACCAAAGACAUGUUGUGAAGAGUGAGGGCCUGAUUCUCAUUUACAGUAAGGACCUUAUUUUCAAAGGUAGGUACACCUAAAGGUGUAGAUAGGCACCUAAUCAGGUUAGGUGGCAGGCACCUAACCGGUAGAGAUGUGUUUGACAAUCCCAGUAGGUGCCUAUCUGCAUCUUUAGGUGCCUGAAUACCUCUGAAAAUCUGGCCCAAAGGCUGCUUUACAUCAUUUUACUUGCAGGCCCCUUCAUGCUGCCAGAACCGUAUAAAUAUUUUGUACAUAGGAAUCUGACCCUUGUUUUAAUGUUCAUAAAGUGCUCUAAAAAUGAAAAGUGCUAAAUAGUUUCAUAAUAUUAAGAACUCAUCUACUAUGGGGCUUCUGGCUUAAUUUCCAUCAGCAAAGUUUGCUGUUUGAAAAGACCUGUAACUGGACUUUGCUAAAAUAAGUCCAGGUUCUUUAUUUUCCUUUAAAGAUUAAAAGCACAUACUGCAAUAUUGUCUAAUGAGGUUUGUCAGGUACUGUAUAUGGAUUACCAGAAAGGUGUGAGGUGAUUAAAAGAGCAAGUUCAAACUAAAGAUUAGUUAUGUUGGGCUUGUUUCCAUUUUUUUUAAAGCUAAUGUUAGCUUUUAAAGUUUAAUUUGUACAUCAGUGUCAAGAUUUAUGCUUCUGGAUAUAUUGAUAAUUCAAAUUCCAUUGGUAUAUAUGAGAAUAUUUGGUUUAUGCAAUCUGGGAGCUCUAAUUGCAGUGAACAGCAAGCCUUUGAAUUUGUCAUGUCAGAAGGGAGGAGGAGGAACUUAUUAUGAAGCCUUGCCUUCACUGGGAAAGGAAACAUUGAGAGUAUCUGUGUUAUCUUGUACUGAUGAGCUGGCAUCAUAUGCUUUGUAAGGAUUGGUAUUUGAGUCCUCUGCUCUGUGGUCUAAGACAAGUGGUGGUGGGCAUUGCUGCUAAAGAGUCUCUUAAAUAAGGAAGGAAAACAAAUCCAGAAAUGCUGUAUGAAAACCCUAGUUACAUUUAAUGCUGUCUGAUGCACAACUGGUUUUCUACUCCUUAAAAGUGUAUAUCAGUUUUGCAGAGGGGAAAUAACUGAAGUCUUCAGCAGAACAACCCUAAAAAUUUUCACUUGUCUGGGUGGCAUUAUUCCCAUCUACAAAUUCAAACAGAAGCAAUACUUGGAUUUUCAUGUGACUAAAUGGUUUGGAAAAAGAUGAUACAAGGUUUCAAAAAAAGACGGUGCACCUUCAGAAGCUUGGCAGUCACAUGAAAAGGCAUGAGUAUAUUGAACAGUGAAUAUCCAAGAUACAGAUGGUUGAAAAUAUAGAGCUAUUUAAGGACCAGAAACCUAUUUUGUUGUGGGGACAACAUUAAAAACUUGGACAAUAUUUCUGCAUAGUCUCAGAUACCAAUGCCAUCCUUUGGUUUGGAAGUCAAUGGAAUUGUGAAUUCUGCACUCAGUGUCUUAGAUUAAUGAAUGCUUAAAUAUCUUCGGAUGAAUAUUUGAACAACACAUACUCUGCUUCAGUCUUGCUUCAGAAUGUCCGUCUGUGCUGCUUCUCACAAGGAGUUUUCUCAGUUACUGCCAAUUCAGGAUACUGGAUGUAGUAAAACAGAAAUUAAAAUCUCAUCUCCUGGCAUCAGCUCUCCUGUUUAUAGCUGCAGUCAGUCUGCUCUGACAAUGGAACAGAGCCCAGUUUAUAUUCCUUCAUCUUAUGUGGAAAACAGACAUGAAUAUUCUGCAAUGGCAUUCUAUAGUUCUGCCAUGAUGAAUUACAACAUUCCUAGCAAUUUCAGUGAUUCAGAAAGUGCAUCUGUAAGGCAGACAUCAAGCCCAAAUGUUUUGUGGUCUGCUCCUGGCCAUAUUUCACCUUUGACAUUACAUUGCCAGUCAUCACUUUUAUAUGCAGAGCAACCAAAGAGCCCGUGGUGUGACGCAAGACCAGUGGACCAUGCACUGCCUAUGAACAGAGAGACAUUAAAAAGAAAAUCUAAUGGCAGUGAUUGUACAAGUCCUGGUUCAAAAAGAGAUGCACGCUUCUGUGCAGUCUGCAGUGAUUAUGCUUCAGGAUAUCACUAUGGUGUUUGGUCUUGUGAAGGAUGUAAAGCAUUCUUUAAAAGAAGUAUCCAAGGACACAAUGAUUACAUAUGUCCAGCUACCAAUCAAUGCACAAUAGAUAAAAAUAGGCGUAAAAGCUGUCAGGCAUGUAGACUACGGAAAUGCUGUGAAGUAGGAAUGAUGAAAUGUGGUUCAAGAAGAGAACGUUGUGGGUAUCGUAUCAUACGCCGGCAUCGUAAUUCAGAAGAUCAAGUGCAUUGCACUGGCAAAGCUAAAAAGAAUAGUGAAAAUACAAUCCGAGUGAAAGAAAUCCUCCUUAAUGCACUCAGUCCUGAGCAGUUCAUUUUAACGUUACUUGAAGCCGAACCGCCUAAUGUGUUGCUGGUGAGUCGCCCCAACAAGCCAUUUACAGAAGUCUCCAUGAUGAUGUCAUUGACAAAACUUGCAGACAAAGAAUUGGUUCACAUGAUUGGUUGGGCCAAGAAAAUUCCUGGCUUCAUAGAGCUCAGUCUGUAUGACCAAGUGAGGCUCUUGGAGUGUUGUUGGAUGGAAGUUUUAAUGGUGGGUCUGAUGUGGAGGUCGAUUGAUUAUCCUGGCAAACUAAUUUUUGCACCGGAUCUUGUAUUAGAGAGGGAUGAGGGGAAAUGUGUAGAAGGAAUUCUGGAAAUCUUUGACAUGCUCCUGGCCACAACAUCAAGAUUUCGAGAGCUGAAAUUACAGCACAAGGAGUAUCUGUGUGUCAAGGCUAUGAUUCUUCUCAAUUCCAGUAUGUUUCCAUUAUCAGCUGCUGCAGAAGAACCUGAAAGCAACAGGAAGCUACAGCACUUGCUUAAUGCAGUAACUGAUGCUUUGGUGUGGGUUAUUGCAAAGAGUGGAAUCCCAUCUCAGCAACAGACAACUCGUUUGGCUAACUUGUUGAUGUUACUUUCUCAUGUCAGGCAUGCAAGUAACAAAGGUAUGGAGCACCUUCUGAGCAUGAAGUGUAAAAAUGUGGUCCCAGUCUAUGACUUGUUGCUGGAAAUGUUGAAUGCACACGCGCUUCGAGGCCAAAGAAAGUCUGCAGUCACAGAUUCUGAAUUUGGCCCAUCAGAACAAACUGAUACUAGAGAUGAUGCGUGGAAUAUGGCAGCACAGUAACUUUAUAAUUACCUGGAAGAUCAGGUUUGUAGGAAACUGUGAAGCAAAACAACAUUAUUUAGAGCUGUCGAAAACUUGAUAUGUCUCAUGAAUCUUAGACAACCUUUUUGGGGCCCUAUUCUAAUCUUUGCAUGUUUAUCUCGGAUAAGGCUGUAUAUCGCCUCCUGUAUUGUGUGAAGCACAUCUUGUCCAUGUUUCUGACAUAAUACUUAGCACUUACACUAAUGCUUUCUGUCUGAGACUUAUGAACACAAUACCCUGUGAGAUUGGAAAUUAUUAUUACCCCUUUUUAAAAAAUGGGUAAACUGAGGCAGAGAGAAGCUAGGUGACUAGCUUAAGAACCCACAGUGGAGAGCUGGGAAUAGUGUCCUGACUCCCAGUUCUUGCUUUAACCACUGGACUAUGUUUUCUUUCAAUAUAUCAACAUAUGAAAUGGACAGCUGUUACAUCACGUGGGAGGGAUUUGAUUAUGUGUAUAUGAUGACGAUCACUGGGGAAAUGCCUACAUUUCAGUUAACGUGGUUAAAGUGCCAAGACACAUGUAAAAUUUAAAUGAGUUUAUUCCUCAUAUGAUUAUGCAAUGGAUGCAGAUGGAACACAGAAACACUUCCUCGGCCUUCAUUUGAGCCACUCAGAAUUGGUUCUGGGACCACUUUAAAGACAAGCUCCAUAAACAUAAAAACAGGUUUCUUUGUUUUGUGAGCCUACUCUUAGUGUUUGAACUGUUUCUUUGUGCAUGGUACUCAUCUGCUUAAAGGUUGGCUGCUUAGUCAUUUUCACUUAAUACUAAAUUUUAAAAUUUAUUGUCACUGAGAUUAAUGUGCUGUUGUUUUGUAUAUUUAUAAUGACUUAAUGUGUAGGUAUGAAGGAUCAAGAAAUUAAUUUUUAUUAUGUGCAUUAGUAAAAAUAAUGUGAUACAGUCCACUGAACUAUUUUUUUAAAUGGUUUCCUAGGCAAUUUCACAAUCUUCCCGUCACUUCCAUCUUGAGCACAGAAGUGUCUAGCUGUAUUGUCAGGUUUAUGGGGUUCUGGAAAUGCAGUGUACAUAACUGUAGGGAGUGGUAGCAUAAGUAGAGAUGAGGAUCAGCUGGGAUCUGCUUUUACUUACAUGACUCAGUUUUGCUCUCUUAUUCUCAAGAGGAAGUUACAUGUAACUUGCUUUGCUAGGGAAGCUCUACCCUAAGUUAUGCUUUUUCAGCCCUCCUAAAAGAACCCUAAAUGAGAGAGGGAAACAUGCCUCUGGGCUAAAUUCAUGGAGGAUAGGUCCAUCAGUGGCUGUUAGCCAGGAUGGGCAGGGACGGUGUCCCUAGCCUCUGUUUGCCAGAAGCUGGGAAUGGGUGACGGGACGGAUCACUUAUGAAGUGCCCUGCUUCAUUGUGUGGCAAUUCAUUAUUGGCAUGUCACUAAAUAUAUAGUCACAUAAAAUGUCUGUCUUGUUGAUUUCUGCAGCUGUCUAAGGUGCAUUGAGUCUGAAAGGACAUAUAAUAUGGCCCAUAGCCUCAUUUGGAAAAUAAGAAAAUAUUUUUUCUGUCAUUUGCUUAUGUAAUAUUCUGUUUCAUGCUGGAAUUAAAUUCAUUAGCCUUUGAUAAUAACACUGGAGAUUAAUGGACUUGACUAGAUACUAGAGUGUUUAGUUGUAUGUUAUUGUCAUAUUAGGUAUGUGACAAAACUAAAUUAGAGAUUAAUUUGAUGCCCAGCUAAGUCAGCGGGGAGGCUUUCUGGUGAUUUCUAUGGGAUUUGGAUCAGGCCCUUAUGGCAGAUCCGCCAUACACCAUAUUUUUUAAGCACAAAGUCCCCCUAUGCUUACUCCCCAGAAUUCUGCAGAAGUUGCACUCAUCUUUCCACUUCAAUGAGCCUAUCCAUCUCCCUACCUUUUUCCAUAACCACAUGUAAAUUCCUUUGUAUCUAUGAUGCACACUUUAGACAUGCGCAGAGCUUUGUCCUUCUACUUGGACAGGACUAAAACCUUUAGGCGUUCUGACAAGCUAUUCGUCCCCAUUGCAGAAUGCUCUAAGGGCUCAUCUGACUCUAACCACAGAUUUUCCAACUGGAUCUCGAGUUGCAUUUGUCUCUGUUAUCGAUAACAGAAUGUGACUCCCCUGACUUUUAUCAGGACUCACUCCACCAGAUCCAUGGCAGCCUCAGUGGCCUUUCUACGUAAUGUCCCCCUUAAGGACAUUUCCAGAGCUGCCAUUUGGGCUUCUGAAAAUACGUUUGCAAAACAUUAUGCCCUUACACAGGGACCUAUCACUGAUACAUGUGGGCAGAGCUGUUCUAUCUACUGCAUUCCUUCCAGAUCCGAAGUCCCUACCUCCUUGAGAGAUACUGCUUUUCAGUCACCUACAGUGGAGCACCCACAGGGACACCUCUUGAAGAAAAAGAAGAAGAAGAAGAGGUGGUUACUCACCUGUGCAGUAACUGACGUUCUUCGAGAUGAGUGUCUCUGUGGGUGCUCCACUUCCCACCUUCCUCCCCUCUACUUUGGAGCUGGGGCGGCCUCACAUGCGCAUAGAGAAAGAGCUGAGGAGUUCAGCCACACAUGCGCACUAUUAAGACAAGACUGGUAUGUGAGGCAGGCUCCGCACAUGCGCGGCUGAUACGGGUACUGCUGUAAAAAUCUCCGAACAACGGCGCAGGGGUACACUGACACCUACAGUACACCCACAGGGACACUCAUCUCGAAGAACGUCAGUUACGGCACAGGUGGGUAACCUCCUCAAGACCACAAUUAAUCUGAGAUAACUGAUAAUAAAUUAUAGCGUUGUUGUAUAUUAAAAAUGAGUUACCAUUAUGUUUUAGAUAAUUUUAAUGUAUGUAUAUUUGAGUAACACAAAAUAGCUAUUAGAAACUUAUCUUUAAUGCUUAGAUAUACUGACAAAUCUAAAAAAAAAAUGAAAUGACAAAAUAUUUUUACUCAUUUAACAUUUUUAGCCAUGUAAAUAAAGGUGAAUUUGUGGGCAAUGUAAAAAACGCAUUCCUUUUUAUCAAGUUUUGCUAAUAAUAAAUUGUAGUGAUUCAGAAAGGAUGCUGUAGUUCAUCUCUAUGCCUUUACUUCUAUCUACGCACCUUAAAAUUUUUUUUGCAAUCUCUGUUACCAAGAAUUACCUAAAUUCCUAGUAUGCUGUGGUCACCAUCAGUUCUUGUUUUCUCAAGGCUUUUAGACUGACACAUUAGCAAGAUACUAAUUUUUUGUGGUACUGGCUAAAUAAUGGAUUGAUUUUCAUAUUUUUUUGUGGUUUGCUUUCAUGAAAAGCAGUUAUCUCCAUGAAUUGUUAACACUCUACAGUUAUUGUGAAUUUGUACUGUUCCCAUAGUUUUGUAUUCUAAAUUCUGUUUCACAUGUGUACCUUCACUGAAAAAGUUUAAAACUCAAAUGUUUUUAGAAUUUGAUGUCUUUUCAAAUAUUUUGUGAAUGCCAAAUCAAGUGGAAAAAAUUACCUUAUCUCAGCUGCUUUUUACUUCUGUAGACUUAUGGUAUUUUUCCAGUAAUGUGUAUUUCUUUGGAUUGUAGGUUUUUGUGGUGAAAUAAACAAGUAUCAUACAA